CCUAAACAACCAGAAAAUGACGGUUAACUUGUACAUUUUGUGGUUUGCCACCGUUUUAACACCGGCUCAUGAGGAAAAAGAUAAAUUGUAUCUAUGACUGCAAAAGGCCGCCUAAAUGGACGACAUGAACAUCACCGCCAACGUGAGCAAUGAGCACGUUCCUCCCUUCUACUUCGUCCAGAUCACCCAGACCAUCCUUUUCUCUUUGGUGUGUUUGGUGGGAAUAGCUGGGAACACCCUCGUGAUUUACGUAGUGGUGCGCUACUCCAAAAUGCAAACAGUCACCAACAUGUACAUCGUAAAUCUGGCCAUUGCAGACGAGUUUUUCCUGAUUGGAAUACCAUUUCUCAUAGCCACCAUCCUCCAUGGGCAUUGGGUGUUUGGACACUAUGCGUGUAAAGCUUACAUGAUUACCACCAGUAUUAAUCAGUUCACUAGUUCCAUUUUGCUGUGCAUAAUGAGCGCUGAUCGUUAUAUAGCAGUGUGUCAUCCAAUAUCUUCACCUAAAUGGAGGACUCCUUUCAUCUCCAAAAUGGUUUCGUUCUUUGCCUGGUGCUGCAGCAUCCUCCUGAUGGUUCCCAUCGUCGAACAUGCCCAAGAAGUCGACGGUCCCAAUGGGCAAAACUCCUGUGCGAUUAUCUGGGGAACGGCGGAGUCCGAAAACUUCACCUCAUACUUCCUCAACAACACCUUAACAUCGAGCAACUCCAGCAACUCCACCCAAUUCGACUUUGAGCCGGAUUCCUCCCCCGCCAUCGUUUUCACUAUUUACACGUUUGUUUGCAGUUUUGCCAUUCCCCUAACGCUUAUUUUGUUCUUCUACUCGCAAGUGUUGAGGAAACUGAAGACAGUCGGGCCGAAGAACAAGUCGAGGGAGAAGAAGAAGUCGCACAGGAAAGUGACGAACUUGGUAUCCAGUGUCGUUUUGGUUUACAUUAUCUGCUGGGCACCGUAUUGGGUCACUCAGCUGGCCAUUAGUAACUCCAAUCACAACAAUAUUACCUUGAACAUAACACUUCAUCUACUGGCAUCCUGCCUUAGCUAUUCAAAUUCGGCAGUCAAUCCCAUACUCUACGCCUUUCUGAGCGACAACUUCAAAAAGAGCUUCUGGAAAGCCUGCACGUGUGCAGGCAAUAAGGACGUUAACGCCACCCUCCAUCUGGAGAACAGCGUUUUUCCGAAAAAAUCAAAACCCUCAUCAUCAGAAAGGUUCCGGAAUACAAGAAACACGUCGAUAUGUCCCAAUAUGGAUGAGGAUGGUGAGGCGCCACUGGUGAAAGGCGAUCCCUCAACAUCAGCCACUGCAUUAACAAUGACCAGUCGGAUCAACAUCAAUCUGCACGACAGUCGAGACAAUGUGAUGAUAAAAAACGGAACAGCUCACCAGUCCCAACCCACCAGCUUAUAAUCACCUUUGAAUGGGUGUAUUUUGAAAAUGAGGAGGAUUUUUUGUAGCCAAACAUAUUGUGAACUGGUAGGAAUUGAAUUGGUUUGAAGCGGUGGACAGUCGGUGAUUUUUUUUAUAGUUGAACUGAUGACUUUGAAGAUGCAGAGCUAAACGGAGCGUUGUGAUCUCGCAGUCAUAUAGGAGUUACAAGGUAUCUAACUUCGCAUUAAAAUAAUUAUUUUGUCUGCUUUUUUAACAUAAUUCGGAAACAAACAUUACUAACAUUCUAGCUAAACAUUUAUAAGCUUAAUGAAAAUUGCUGCGUGAAAUUGGACGCAGAUUUUCAUCUCCAGUAUUUGCAAAAUUGUGCGUUGAAAAUAGGUAAAAGUAAUGCGAAUGAAUGAAGCAACUUUCCGCAAUAUAUAGCAAAGUAAAUUUGCAAAAUUUCUUGUUACUUUCGCAAUAAAAACACCACAUCCUUUCCAUCCUUUCGCAACUGAAAACAUAAAAGUUUUGAAUAUUCGAUGUCUUCGUCAUUUAGUUAUUGACUUGUAAAUAUUUAGUUAGUUUGCCACUUUUUUAUAAAUGACAAAAUAUAUAUUAUAUUUAUAGAGUAUAAUUUUAUUUUUACACUAUGUGGUAGAUUUGUAAAGAAAACCAAUUAACAGGGUAACUUAAUGAAUUAACUUUCAUGCGUUUUAUUGAGAUUUCAAAGCGAGCCCAUGAAAUCUCAUAAAAACAAGCCACUUAACUUGUAGGGCCUGUAUGUAUAUCAUUGUUGCUUUCACUGCACAUAAAUAGAUCUUUUCAAAAUAGUACUUAGCCUCCGCAUAUCGAAGAUAAGUUGAGUUUUUAUGCAAAAACUGUACUUACAUAUCAAGUUAUGUAAAUAACUGUGCCCUACAUUGGCGAACAAUUUUCGGCGCAUUUGAGCGUUGAUUAUUCUUUGCCAUGAUCGAUGUUAUGUAAAUAUGAAUUUGUAUAUUUUAUAUGGUUUUUGUUACUACCUGUGAUAUUAACAUAUAUAAAAGUAUUCGACGUUUUAACCAAGCUACGUCUUUGUAUGAGUAGGAAAAACGUCUUGUAGAUAUAAUUAAUUAACACCCAUUUAGUGUAGUUUGUAGGCAAUUAAUUUAUGAAUGAAAUGUUCAGGACCGCCGGACGUUUAUAAUAAAUAUGUCCGAUUUUCACGUAACACAUAGUACUCAUUUGUUAAUAGACUAUUUCUCAAUGUUGUGUACGAAUUAUCGCUAAGUCCCCCUAACAUAACAUAUUGGAAAAUGACUAUUUAUCUGCCAAAUAGUUAAGAGGUGUCGAAAUCUGUAAUGUCUAUUAAUCAAACAUCAAAUAAAUAUUGGCAAAUCA
This is a messenger RNA of Dendroctonus ponderosae (mountain pine beetle), 2752 nucleotides long. It is a transcript of the gene AstC-R2, whose product is annotated as somatostatin receptor type 2. Gene Ontology annotation, molecular function: somatostatin receptor activity; peptide binding. Gene Ontology annotation, cellular component: neuron projection; membrane. Gene Ontology annotation, biological process: G protein-coupled receptor signaling pathway. The record is from RefSeq and is a predicted model, not a curated record. NCBI's taxonomy places the organism in Eukaryota, Metazoa, Arthropoda, Insecta, Coleoptera, Curculionidae.